Molecule: messenger RNA, 645 nt
Organism: Dentiscutata erythropus
Lineage: Eukaryota; Fungi; Glomeromycota; Glomeromycetes; Diversisporales; Gigasporaceae
Source: the annotation of a GenBank genome assembly
AUGAAUCCUAUAGCAGGCCUUCUUCACAUUUCUAAUACAAUUUUUAAAAAGAUUGAUUAUACAUGUAAGAAGUAUCUUACACCUAAUUCAUUAGCUUUACAACGAAGGCAGAUAUCAGAAUGUCUUCUAUAUAGGACUUUAUUAUAUGUUAUUAAUCGUAAUAUUACUACAAAUCAAUUCAUAAAAGACAAUUAUGAAGAACUACAGAUUUUAUUAAAUGUAGCCUUAGAAGAUUGUCGUGGAAUUGGUAUAAAAGAAAUUUGGAAAAUUUAUUUGUCAACAUUUUUUGCCAUUAUGAUUCAUUUAAAGAAAGCACUUUUCAAUAUGAAGUUGAUUCCUUCACAUUGGUAUUCUGAAAAAGGUCUUGUAGUGUUUGAUGAAAAUCAAGAAUCAUCUAUUCAGGUAGUACAAAAUAAUAAUGAACCAAUUCUAACUAGUAUAUUUCAAGUAUUAGAAAGGAUUCGUAGACAAAAAAUUAAUGUCAGACAUGCUAUAGAAUUAGAUUCAAAAAAGCAUAAGGGUAGAGGCCACCUUGCAAACAAAAGAUACUUAUUAGCAAUUGAGAAUCACAAUAACAAUAACGUUGGUUCAAAUAAUCAAGACGAAGAUUCAGAGUCAAGACCAAAAAAGGAAAACAAGUGUUAA